Lactuca saligna is the source of this 801-nucleotide messenger RNA. NCBI's taxonomy places the organism in Eukaryota, Viridiplantae, Streptophyta, Magnoliopsida, Asterales, Asteraceae. The record is from the annotation of a GenBank genome assembly.
AUGGUAUCAGAGCAUUCAUCUGGGAUAAGGGUUGGAGAUAAAGGAGGCAAGGAUGCUGGAGGAGCUCAACUCAAGAGGGUUGAGUUGCUUGAGACAGAAUUAGGGCAUUUGUAUGCUCGAAUGGAGAAUCAAGGACAUCAGAUCCAACAGAACGCUGAAUCCAUAGCCUCUCUUCAGUUGAAGAUGGAUCAAAAGUUUGAGGAGAUGGAUCAAAAGUUUGAGGAGAUUUUGGGUGCCAUAGCCAAAAGUCGACCAACAAUCAACAAUGAGAAGAAAACCGUUAAGGGGGAGCCUAGCAACACGCCGGUUCUAUCCAUGGAGGAAGCUCCAAGGGUUUACAGUGGAGUGUCGCACACUGAUAUAGGAGGUCGUUCCGCCAGUGGAGGCGGCGGCUAUAUUACCGGAGGCGAAUACAGAGGAACGACCAACCGGAGAUUUCACAAACCUGAGAUUCCCUUGUUUGAUGGAACUAACACAGAGCAGUGGAUUUGUAAUGUGGAAAGGUCUUUUUGCUCGCAUGAAGAUGAAGAAACAAUGGAAGCUGCCGUGGGGGCUCUAGAAGACGACGUCCUACUGUGGUAUGAAUGGGAGCAUCGAAGACGAUCCAUUAGAGAUUGGCAAGAGAUGAAGAGCUUGAUUCGUCGUAGAUUCAAAACACCCACGUCAUCACUUCCGGGAACUGGAAGCAAGGAACAGAGAAAAGAGAGAUUCGAUUUUGAAGCAGGAAGGAGCAGUUGGGGAUCGCCGGAAGCUUGUCGCGUAUUCUCAAGCCGCCGCAACAGUAACGGAGUACAACCCUAA